Molecule: messenger RNA, 827 nt
Organism: Drosophila elegans
Lineage: Eukaryota; Metazoa; Arthropoda; Insecta; Diptera; Drosophilidae
Product: glycine-rich protein 1
Exons: 2
Coding region: 20-301 (93 amino acids)
Source: RefSeq, a predicted model, not a curated record
UCAUAAAGUUUUCUUAAGUAUGAAAUUCGCGAUUUUAUCCUGGAUUAGUUUGGCGAUGCUAAUUUGCAUCGCCGAGGCUCAAGUCCCGGGUCAACCCGAUUCCCUGAGUGCCGCCCAAGGGGGCGUGGGCACGGCGGCGGGGGCCGGUGGACAAGUUGGAGGAGCAGCCACUCUCGGCGAGGACGGACCCGGAGCUGGAAUGUCCGCUGGCAUUGCAGCGGGAGCCGAAAUGGGCGCCAAAGCCCAAGCCGGAGGCGCUGGAGCUGUGGACGUAGACGCUAGGAGCGGCACUUCCGUUUGAAAUUCCAUUUGCCUGCGCUAUUUAUUCAGACCCCUCACACUUGUGCACUCGAAAAUAUAUUGAAGGAAAAGGGGAGUCAAUAUAACAGUACUUAAUAUCAGUAAACAACCGCUGGAUUUUAGGAAAAGGAAAAGAAAUACGUAUACACUGUUUAUUUAAUCCAUAAAACAUGUCAAAUUUUGUUUAUCGAACGUUCCGCACUCCAUGACACAUCGAUGGCGCCAGUUUUUAGAGAGCUCAAUGUCAUAAUUGAUUUGGAAUUGCGGGGCGUCGCCACGUAAUUGGCCGCUCACCCCCUCCGGACACAUUGAAAAUCGGCUCACUUCAAAUAAAAGGCAAACACACCGAAAUACGAAUCGUUUUGGCAGCUCAAAUUCCUUUUAAUGCCAUUUUAUGAAAUACACCUCAAAAUGUAUCGAUUGUACCGCCGACAGGUGCAUGUGCCUUGGGGAAAAAUAGAAAUAGAAAACUCAUCAGUAAACGUUAAAAAUAUGGACAGAAUUUCCACAUAAAUCAAAUAAAUAAU